AGCAACAAUUAAAAGUUAAAAACGAAGAUGCCUAGUUAAUUUUAAAACAUUAAAAUGAGAAAAUUUAUUGGAAAAUUCGUAAAAAUGGUAUUUUGAGUUUCAGAGAGAAUGGCCGGAACCUUGAAGGAGGAAAUGAAGAUUAAAGAAGAGAUUGAGGAAGAAAUCCUUCUAUCCUCUACUGUAGAGGAUACAUGUACUGUAAAGAAAACAUGUACCUUUAAGAAUUCAUGAAUUGUAAUGGAUACAUGUACUGUAGAUGAUACAUGUACUGUAGAGGAUACAUGUACUGUAAAGGAUGCAUGUACUGUAAAGGAUGCAUGUACUGUAGAGGAAACAUGUACAAAAGAAGAGACGUGUGUUGUGUAUAUAAAGGAAGAUGUUAAAUGUGAAAUAACUGAAACCCAAGGUGAAAUUGUAGUGAAUGAAGUGGAUCCUUUGGAACCUUCUGAAUUCUCUGAAUCAGUAAAAACAAAGAAAAUAAAACAAGAAGGAGCAACUGUGAAUUCAAAAGAUGGUUCUCUGCUAUCCCAGUUUCACAAAUCUAAGAAAAAGAAACUAGAGGGAAGAAGAUAUCCCUGUGAAGAGUGUGGGUGUGAUUACACUAGAUUGAGUGAUCUGAAAAGACAUGUUGAUAGUGCGCACAAGGGAGUAAAAUAUCCCUGUGAUAAAUGUGAAUAUGUUGCAACUAUGGUAAGUCAACUCAGAAAUCAUGUUAAAUGUAAACAUGAAGGAGUCAGAUAUCCGUGUGAUAAAUGUGAGCACGUUUCAACUACAGCUGGCAAUCUUCGAUUACAUAUUGAGAAUAAACAUGAAGGAGUCAGAUAUCCAUGUGAUAAAUGUGACUACACUGCAAUGGCAACAAGCACUCUUAAGAGACAUGUUGAGAACAAACAUGAAGGCAUAAGAUAUCCUUGUGAUAAAUGUGAGUACAUGGGAACUUUUGCAAGUGAUCUUAAAAGACAUAUUCAGAUUAAACACGAAGGAGUGAGGUUUCCAUGUGAUAAAUGUGAUUACACUACCACUUCAUUUUACGCUCUGGGUUUGCACAUGAAGGGCAAACAUGAAGGAGUGAGAUAUCCUUGUAAUGAAUGUGAGUAUGAGUCAACUAGAUUAAAUGAUCUCAAAAUACAUGUUGAUUCUAAGCAUAAGGGAAUAAGAUUUCCCUGUGAUGAAUGUGAGUACGUGGCGACUAGAGCUAGUCAUCUUAAUAGUCAUAAGAAGACUAAACAUGAGGGAGUGAGGUAUCCCUGUGAUAAAUGUGACUUUACUGCUAUCACCACUAGUGAUCUAAAAAGGCACAUAAGAACUGUCCAUGAAGGAGUGAGAUAUCCCUGCGACAAAUGUGAUUACACUACCACGACAAAAGGAGUUCUGAAGCGGCAUAUUGAGAGUAAACAUGAAGGAGUUAGAUAUCCCUGUGAUAAAUGUGAUCACACUGGAAUUACAUUAAGUGCUCUCAGAAAACAUAUCAAGAAUAAGCAUUAAGCACUGAGAUUUCUGUGUGAUCAAUGUGAAUUCGCUGGAACUACAUCUAGAUAUCUUAAAGUUCAUACUGAAACUAAACACGAUAAAGUGAAAUAUCCUUGUGUUUUAUGUGAUUACGAGUCUUUAAGAUUGACAGAUCUAAAAAUACACAUAAGAACUAAACAUGAAGGAGUUAAGUAUCAAUGCGAUCUAUGUGAUUACACUGCAACGAGGGAAGGUAAUCUAAGAAUACAUAUUAGAAGUAAACUUGAGGGAAUCCGAUAUCCAUGUGAUUAAUGUGAACACGCUGCAAACACCGUUGAUUCUUUCAGAAAACACGUUGAGAGCAAACGUGAAGGAGUGACCUAUCCUUGUGAUAAAUGUGAGCAUUCUGCAACUGCAGCUAGUAAUCUUUGAGUACAUAUUCAGAAUAAACUUGAAGGAGUAAGAUAUCAAUGUGAUUAAUGCGAGUAUUUAGCAUCUACAGCAAUUGCUCUUAGAAAGCACAUUGAGAGCAAACAUGAAGGAGUGAGAUUUCCUUGUAUUAUCUGUGGAUACGCGACAGUAUUACAAGUUACACUUAAAAAGCACAAAAGAAGAAAUCAUGAGAAGAGAAGGAAAUAAAUUGGAAACGUUUGCAUUAGUUUGUGACAGCGUAAUCAACUCCUAAUCGUAUGUACCGUGUAAGAUAUUCGUAAAACCACGAUCGAACUCUAUUAAUCAGAUACUUCGUACUUAAAAUUUUAAUGAGAAGAGAUUUAAAAAUUUGAAAGUAUUGAUUUAUUACACUCAUUUCCACAUCUGACAUGGUUGGUGGAUAUCCCUAAAACUCCAAUUUGAUUUGAAUACUUUCACAAUGCUUGUCAUUAAACGUGCUUAUUGUUUAUCAAGGUAAAUAUGUUAAUUUGUAAUGUGUCCCUUUUCUAAUCUUUGUAGUAAUGAAUUUGAAAAUAUAUCCCUUUGAAUUCUUCGAUUUAGUUCUUAUGAACAAAACUAUAACCGAUUAAACUUCAUUUUGUCCUACUUGUGUCAUAGACACUAAUUUGGUUCUUAAAGCUUGCAUUUAUUUAUUUGUUAAAUUGUAAUUAAGCGUUUCUUAUUGAUUAAAACAUUUCAG
This is a messenger RNA of Eurytemora carolleeae, 2581 nucleotides long. RefSeq names its product transcriptional repressor CTCF. The record is from RefSeq and is a predicted model, not a curated record. Gene Ontology annotation, cellular component: nucleus. The transcript has 3 exons. NCBI's taxonomy places the organism in Eukaryota, Metazoa, Arthropoda, Copepoda, Calanoida, Temoridae. Gene Ontology annotation, molecular function: RNA polymerase II transcription regulatory region sequence-specific DNA binding; DNA-binding transcription factor activity, RNA polymerase II-specific. Gene Ontology annotation, biological process: regulation of transcription by RNA polymerase II. Bases 238 to 1485 code for a protein of 415 amino acids.